AUGGAUGAAGAUGAGAAUGGAAGGCCAAUAGAAAUACCAUCGAGAGGAAGGCCUCGGAAACGAGACACGGAGUCUUUCCUGAAUGCCAAUGGCUUCCAAGACCAAGAUAAUAAUCAGGACCUGAUUGAGUUUAUGAAGAAAGUCAACUUUACUUCUAUGGACGGAUCAACGAGCAUGCCAGAAUCUGCAUUUGAUGGAUACUUUCAUUCGAGCAAUUCAAAUAGUUCGUAUAACAAUCAGCUUACAGAUCUGAAGAACGCAUAUGAAACACACAAACCAUUUUCUGCAGAUGAUGGUCUCUUUGCAUACGAUGUAUCCGAAGCCAAAAGAAUAGGAACCAUGGGCAUGCAUGACACAAGAAGUGGGGCUGAUAUAGCAGUUAAAGAUGGGUUCUUGAUAGAUGCUAUAAACCAAAGCACAGCUGACAAUUGCAUAAAUAGUAGCAAAAGCCAAUGUCUGGAUAACAGCAUGAUGAAUGGAAUGCAACCUGCAUAUUUGUUUGAUAAAUUCAAUCCCAUGAAUGAGAACCACAAUGGAUUUUAUGCACAGCCUGAUAGGAAUGUAAAAGCAGAACCGAAUCGUAUUGAAAGCUAUAUUCCCAUGGAAAAUAUCCCUUCACAGGCAUUUCAACGGUCUUAUUAUCCAAAAAAUGGUUUUGGAUAUGCAAAUAGUCACAAUCACAAAGGAGGAGGGUUUCCACUAUGUUCUACUUGGAGUGAUAAUAGAAAAGAACCUUUUUUCCCUCAUCAACCAGACUUUGAUCAUGACCAUGGAUACUCAACACAGGGACGGUAUAAUGAUCGGAUGAGCAUGAACACAAAUACACCAUGGAAAAGAACAGGAAUGUCUGUGCCUAAAGAAGACAUGGAGUAUUAUUACAGAAACACAAGUAGUGAUAGAUCUUCUCAUUCUCCAUUACCUACUAAUCCCUUUGGUAUGCAUCGACAUGAAAAUUUGUCUCAGGAUCCAAGGUAUCGACAUCAUCAGCAUCCACAAAUGUUUAUGAAUGGUACAGAUCAAGGCAAUCGGCACUCUAUAAACUCCAUUGACAUGACUCAAGAUACAAGACUAAUGCAUCCAGCAUUUAAUGGCGAUGCAGCACUCAGCCAUCCAGAUUACUCACUUAUGGAAUAUGGGCAACAGCAAUACAUAGACUCAUCAAUGCAAGGAAGUGCCUGGAUGAACAGGAAAAAGCGAAGAAACAAUCCCUUGAUGUGGCAAUACAUAAAAACAAACCAGACAUUCUAUCCAAGCAUUGUGCAUCCAUCGAAAUACUCAAGUGUUGACUUUGUUCAGGGAAUGGAAGACAGCCAGAGAAUGUAUCUUGGAGGACUCCGAAGAGCGUCAGCUGAAAAGGACAAUGGCAAUUCGUCAUUCCCACUGUUUCUAAACUCAAACAAGGCGUCUCCCAAUGAUUUCAAGGAAGUCAUUCAAAACUUCAAGAACUCAGUAAGCGAGCUUGACUUCAACAAUGUCACUGUCCAACAACUCAAGGGAUUAAUGAAGGAAUUUGGACUGAACUAUUCAGGUAAGAAAAACGAACUGAUUGAAAGGCUCCAAGAAAUUCUUGCAAAAAUAGACGAUAGGCAGGAUGCAAACCCAGAAGACCAACAACCACAUGAAAUCCCAAAAGAGAAGGAGGCCGAUGACUUUGAGUUCUACUUCUUCUGA
Molecule: messenger RNA, 1671 nt
Organism: Ordospora colligata OC4
Lineage: Eukaryota; Fungi; Microsporidia; Ordosporidae
Exons: 1
Coding region: 1-1671 (556 amino acids)
Source: RefSeq, a predicted model, not a curated record